Molecule: messenger RNA, 2174 nt
Organism: Diatraea saccharalis (sugarcane borer)
Lineage: Eukaryota; Metazoa; Arthropoda; Insecta; Lepidoptera; Crambidae
Source: the annotation of a GenBank genome assembly
GCAAAAACGUCAAACAAUCUUCAAUUUUUUUUCCUUCUGUGAAGCUCGUAUAGCUAUAAUAAAAAAAAAUUGCCAAUAUUUAAUGUGAAUUUUGCCGUAUUUAGUUUACAACACUACUUCAUUAACAUACUUCGAACCUUAAUUUCUACAUACAAAGUUUAGAAACACCUUAAAAAUGUGAUUAAAUUAUGGCCGAAUAUAAUUUGUCUACUAUAGGCCGUAAGCCAUUUUUCGUUAUCAACAUUUUUAAUAAGCAGUUAUAUUGUGCUGACUUUGUUUUUGAUUAAGUGUGACGUGUUAAAAGUGCAAUACUGAGUGUAGAUUUUCAUAUUAAAGCAACAAUAAUAAGCUUCAAAGAUGGAGGAGAGGCCUGUUGUCGAAGAUAUAACUGUAGAGAUAGAGCCAUUAGAAGAUAUUCUGGAACCAAUGGAACCGCACGAAACCCAAGAACCGACAGAAUCCAAAUCGCAAUCUAGCGAUGAAAAGAAAGUGGUGAGAUUCAUUAGCGUCAACAGCAACCAGUUGACUGACGAACAAAGAGAGAUGUACGAGUCUGUCUUGUCUACUUGGAAACCGAUCAUGUUCCCCAAAAGAACAAAGCGUUACAUAUGCAAUAAGUGCAAUAAAGAAUUCAAGAACUACCAAAAUCUGUAUUUGCACACCACAAGAGUGCAUUCGACGGAAGAAUCGGCUGUUUUGUGCGACAUUUGCGAUAAAACAUUCAAGAAUAAACACUACUUAUAUAUGCAUAGAAUGAAUAAGCAUUAUUCCGAAGCAGAGAAAUGUUAUUGCCAAUAUUGUUACCAGGAGUUUAGGACACGAAGAGCCUUACAUAUGCACAUUAAACGUAAGCACCCUAACACCCUUCCGGAACUGAAGUGUCCAGAAUGCGGCAAAAAAUUCUCCGUGCCGUACAAGUUGAGAUACCAUAUCGAGGCUUGCCAUAAGCCUGAUAAAGAAAAGUUCCAAUGUCCAAUCUGUGAAAAGCUUUACAAGAGCCACUUGAAUCUUAAUAGGCAUCUGCACUUCCAACACUCGCAGGUGCCUCGUCACAAAUGCGUAUUCUGCGAUAUGACCUUCAAAUCACGUCACCACAUGAAACGUCACAUCUUAAAUAUACAUCCUCCUUUGGAAUCCAAAGUGAGCUGUCCCGAAUGCCUGAAAGAGUUCAAAAACGACCAGUAUCUAAAGGAACACAUGCAAGUACACUCCUCGUUGGAUACUAAAGUGAAAUGCGAUUUGUGCAACAAGUUCUUCCAUUCGGCGAUCCGUUUGAAGAAACAUAAGAAAAUUGUGCAUCCUACUAAACCAAAGAUGCGGUGCGAGAAGUGCGAUAAGGAGUUCGCCCACGCUCAUUAUUUGCGGAGGCACAAUAACUCUGUCCACAUGGAAGUGGAUGAAGCCAAAUACGAGCAUGAGUGCAAUCAGUGCGGGAAGAAAUUCAAACUGAAACGAUAUCUAAAUAACCAUUUGCAGAGGCACGAGCAGCAGCACUUGAAGAGGAUAUCGCAGAUGGUUAAAACAGUCAUGGGGGACGAAGCGAAACCGAAGAAGAAGAGGGGGAGACCUAAGAAGACUAGGGAAGAGAUUGAGUUUAUAAAAUGUGAGCCAGCAUCCAGUUCUGAAUCGGAAUCUGGUGAUACGGAGAGUGAAUCGGAGUGAGUAUGAAUGAGUCAUUAAGAAUGGCUCUUUUGGUUAUAGAUAUCUGAUAUUCUUUUCCUCUUUUAUUGUCUUAGUGUUUAGCUUUUGAGAUGUUGAGGGUUUGGUUGAAUCUUAAAAGGCGACUUAGGUGACGACUCGUCCUUAAAAAUCUUGAUAACUUGCUGACUAGAUUGUUUUCGAGAUUGAUCUAACUUAUAUAUAAACAACUUCGUUGCCAUAGCGAUAUCCAGAGGGGCCCAUGAUGGUACCAUCUUUGUUAUAAAUUACGUAGUGAAGGAAAUUAAUACCCUCGCUUGUGCAGCCUAAUAAGGUUCACAGUAUAUCGAUACGGGAUAAUACUCCGCGAAGCCUGUGAAGACUCCAAAAAGUUUCUGUGCUUCUGGGCGGAGCUGGGUUGCCUGGAGUAAUCAUGUAACUGGUAACUGGAGCCCCCCUAAUCUAAGCCCAGAUAUGAACGAUGUUCCAGCGCAAAGAAUAAUUUUUUUCAGUAUGAUAUGAGGUAUGAUAUAGUA